AUGCCACCCAAAGGCUCGAAAAAGUCUUCUAAAGCGGAGGCCGCUGCUGCACCUGCUGAACAGCCAAUGGACAUUGACGAGCCCUCCAGCUCGCAGCCCAGCGGCAGCCUCUCCAACGACCCCGUCGCCUCGAACAUCAUCCAAGACUCCAAGACCUCGGCAGCAGUGGACCAGCGUCGCCUCGUCGAGAUCUUGCCCGAACGCGUCGGCUCGGUCGCCAACACCGACUUCCCGCUUCACCACCCCGGCGAGAACCACGCCUUUUCCCUCGCUGCUGCCAACGACAAGCUCAGAGUGAUCGUCACCCGCCUCUCAGAUGCAUCAUGCGAGUUUGACCUGAUCGGUGUCGAUGCCUCCGUCGCUAAUGCCGUGCGCAGGGUGUUGAUGGCCGAAGUGCCCACUGUCGCCAUCGAACACGUUUACAUCUGGAACAACACUUCCAUCAUCCAGGAUGAGGUGCUCUCGCAUCGUUUGGGUCUUGUGCCGCUCGCCAUCAACCCGGACAAGGUGCUGAUGCGCAUGCCUGGUGAUGAUGCCGACGACAGCAACACGGUCGUCUUCCACCUGAAGGCCAAAUGCGAACGCAACCGAUCAGCAGCACGCGGCGAGACCGACCCGGACAAGCUCUACAUUGGCCACAACGUCUACUCGGAACAGCUGCAGUGGGACCCCAAGGGCGGACAGGACGAAGAUUUCGCCGACGCGCCACCUCGCCCCGUCCACGACAAGAUCUUGAUCGCCAAGCUGCGACCGGGCCAAGAACUUGAUUUGGAACUGCACUGCGAAAAGGGCGUCGGCAAGGAUCACGCCAAGUUCUCGCCUGUGGCCACUGCCACCUACCGCCUGCUCCCGCACAUCCAGCUGCUCCAACCCAUCCCGUCGGACUCGAUCGACAAAUUCGUCAAGUGCUUCCCGCCAGGCGUCAUCGGUGUCGAGGGUUCUGGCAGUGAGCGCAAAGUGUUUGUGAAGGACGCGCGAAAGGACACUAUCUCGAGAGAAGUAUUCCGUCACCAGGAAUUUGAAGACAAGGUCAAGCUGGGCCGUGUUCGGGAUCACUUUUUGUUCGAUCUCGAGAGCACGGGUGUCAUCCCACCGGAGAAGCUGCUGCCGGAAGCGAUCAAGACGUUGAGGAGCAAGAUCUCGACACUGAGGAAGAGUUUGGAUCACUUGGAAACGAGAGGGUUGGACACUUCGUUGGCUGCUUAG
Messenger RNA from Sporisorium graminicola, 1206 nucleotides. RefSeq lists its product as uncharacterized. The record is from RefSeq and is a predicted model, not a curated record. Gene Ontology annotation, cellular component: RNA polymerase III complex; RNA polymerase I complex. Gene Ontology annotation, molecular function: protein dimerization activity; DNA binding. Gene Ontology annotation, biological process: DNA-templated transcription. Bases 1 to 1206 code for a protein of 401 amino acids. The transcript has a single exon. Lineage: Eukaryota; Fungi; Basidiomycota; Ustilaginomycetes; Ustilaginales; Ustilaginaceae.